Gavia stellata (red-throated loon) is the source of this 1743-nucleotide messenger RNA. RefSeq names its product BH3 interacting domain death agonist (gene BID). Gene Ontology annotation, biological process: apoptotic mitochondrial changes; positive regulation of intrinsic apoptotic signaling pathway; positive regulation of extrinsic apoptotic signaling pathway. The coding region runs from base 215 to 787 and encodes 190 amino acids. The record is from RefSeq and is a predicted model, not a curated record. The transcript is spliced from 7 exons. NCBI's taxonomy places the organism in Eukaryota, Metazoa, Chordata, Aves, Gaviiformes, Gaviidae. Gene Ontology annotation, cellular component: cytoplasm; mitochondrion; cytosol.
CCCGCCGAGCCGCGCCGCCGAGGCCCGCUCCCGCCUGACAAAGUCAAGCCCAGGAGAAGGGUCACCCUGACCUGUUCCAGAGUCUUAUCAGGUCCUGAAGAAGAGGACAGAAAGGACUGCAUUCUCCCCAGCCGGCACACUCUUUAGGGUAGAGGGCAAGGACUUCUGGUUUGAAGCAGAGGGUGACAAGAGCUGCUCUGUCUCUGAAUUCAUCAUGGAACAGAUCAAUGGAUCUGUCCAGAUGGAGCGUGCACUGCUGUACACCUUCCUGGAGGUAUCCUCUGACUGUAAAUUCAGAGAGCACCUGCAUUCCCUGCGAAGCCAGGGGAUUAUGCCUUUCCUGGAAGGCAGCUACUGCUAUGAUGAUGAGGUGGAACUUCAGACCGAUGGCAAUCGGAGUGGCCACUUGCAGAAUGGUGAGCUAGUGUUUGACCCUGAGGUAAAUGAAGAAGUUGUCCGGAUCAUUGCUGCUCAGCUCGCUGAGAUUGGAGACCAGUUUGAUAAAGAAAUCAAAGCAAGAGUAGUAAAUGAUCUAGUGCAGCACUUUCUGAACGAGAAUCUGUCUGGAGAGGAGAUAACCCGGCGUAUGUCAGAGGCAGUGGAAGGGCUUGCACGAGCCAUCCCCUCAGACAUGGAACAGGAGAAGGCCAUGUUGGUGCUAGCAAUGGUCUUAACUAAAAAAAUUGCAAAUACAAUGCCCUCCCUUCUACAGCGUGUCUUCAGCACCACUGUGAACUACAUCAGCCAGCAGCUCCAUAACUACAUUGUCAGAAUGCUGCGUGGGUGAGCGCUCCAGCCCUGUGUGGAAAAUGUGGAUUCCCGAAGACUUUUUACUUUUCUUGAUGUAUGCGAAUCACUUUUUCUGCUCUAACUUCUGAGAUGCAGCUGUGAAAGGGAAGGCAGAGCUUCAUAGAUAGGCUUUUGUAGACUAGCACAGCAAUGAUAGUAGUGUGAGCUGCGUGCCAGCUCUGCCAGUACCUGUAAGGAGUAGUGCUUGCCUUCUCUCAUUUUACAAGUGUGUUAGGGUUUUUCUCCCUUAGCAGUAGCAGACUUUGUGCAGACCCUCACUUGUGUCUCUAGGGGAAAUGCUGUGUGCACAGAGCCUGCUCUCUCAGUAUUUUUUUUCUAAUCAGCUGUUGCAUUUUGCUUUAGUUAUUCUCUUCCCAGCCCUGCUCCUGGUGCUGCAGCUGAGCCAUGCUGAGUGUUAAUUGUUCCUGGGAAGGCCUCAGGCUGUAGAACAGGUGGUUGAUCAGCACAGAUAACCAAGGGGGGGAAAAAAAAAAAAUCAGGUCUAUCUUAGAAGGGAGCUGGCAGCAAGAGGAAACAACCCUACAGGAGGUAGGGGUGUUUGGCCAGGGAAGGCUGAAGUAAAGAUGCUUCAGUAUCAAUUGCCAUAAAUAUGUGCUUGCUUGAAAAAUAAAACUGAACAAGAAACUGUAAACAAAAGGGCAGGGGUAGGUACAGGGCAAAUUCUUUCAGGGAACACAACCUGGAUAUGCUUGAGGAAAAGUGUUUAGCUUUAGAGUAUCUUGCUAUAAAGAGAAAGAAGGUAUCAGCCUUGGAUGAGGAAGAAUACCUGGCAUCUCUUAUGAGUAUAUUGCAGUCACAUCUCAGGUUCAUCAAAUGUGGACUCAGGUUGUUUGAGACAUACCUGUAAUCACACACAAGGUGGCAAAGGUGUGAUCCAGCUGCCUCAGAAGUUCUGAAAUGAUGUAAAUAUUUUGUGGGGUUUUUUAACUUAAA